This is a messenger RNA of Ustilago hordei, 1362 nucleotides long. RefSeq lists its product as uncharacterized. Bases 1 to 1362 code for a protein of 453 amino acids. Gene Ontology annotation, cellular component: mitochondrion. Lineage: Eukaryota; Fungi; Basidiomycota; Ustilaginomycetes; Ustilaginales; Ustilaginaceae. Gene Ontology annotation, molecular function: molybdenum ion binding; oxidoreductase activity. The transcript has 3 exons. The record is from RefSeq and is a predicted model, not a curated record.
AUGUCGCAGGUCGUGCGACAAGAAAGUCCUCUGAACACGGAGCCAUACUCGAAAGACUUGGCCAGCUCGUUCAUCACCCCGAACGAGCUCAUCUUCAAUCGCAAUCACGACUCGGUUAUCAGCGCUGAUGCACCUUCCGCAAGCGCCUCCGGCUGGACUGUCUCGAUCUCCUUAGAAGAUGAUGAGCAGCUCCAGACGAUAAAGCUAAAUCAAUCAAGCACAACUCUCGAGGAGCUUCAGAGGAAGCACGAGUUGGUUGAGGUCACUGCAACGCUUGAAUGUGCAGGCAAUCGACGUUCAGAGCUCGCAUCAUCGCACCAGCCAGCUGAAGGAAUCCAAUGGGGCAACGCUGUGAUCGCGAAUGUCGUCUGGGGAGGCGCAUCACUCCGCUCCGUCCUACUCACAGCCGGCGUACCUGACCCGUACAUUCACCAUCCUCGCGACAAACUCUCAGAACUGGAGCCCUCAGAAGCAGCAAUGCUCACAGAUGCAGCAGAAUGGGCAAGACAUCUCCACCUCCAUCUGUUGAGCGCACAAGAGAGCUCUGAAUCCGACGAUCCGACACGGACAGAAUACUUCGCUGCUUCGAUCCCGCUCCCCGCAGCGAUGCACCCAAAUCAGGGUUGUCUGUUAGCGUAUCAGUACAACAAGCAACCCUUGGCAUCGAAGCAUGGAGCGCCACUACGAGCGGUCAUUCCGGGUCAUGUCGGUGCGAGAUGGGUCAAGUGGCUCAACGGGCUCCGAAUCAGCACAAAAGAGAACGACUCUCCGCCGAUGCGUCAGGACUACAAGCUGCUAGUCCCGUACAAGGUCUCUGAGCAGACAUACGCUGAGAAAGCAUCGAAAGACGAAGAGUUCAGAAAGGAAGAGCUGCGAAAAGGGAAGCGGCUACAGCGACUCGAAGCAAGUUGCUCUGUCACACAGCCUUCAGACGACGGCGACACUUUCGACCUCAACAGCAACGGUACCAUCUCGAUCAAAGGCUACGCUGUCGGCCAAGAUGGUUCGCCAGCGUCCCAAGUCUGGGUUGCCAUCGUUCCCGAGUCCAGCGAUGACACAUCUUCGGAGGAGCUGCUCAAGUCUUUGCCUGCCAACGUCAGCUGGCAGCAAGCGAAAAUUUGUCAUCCGCAACCGCAAGACUUAGCCCACAGUGGCGUCGCAUCAACAAGAUGGAGCUGGGCUUGGUCUCUGUGGCAAGCCGACCUGUCUGUGCCGUCAGCGGAGCUGAGGUGGGCCAUUGUUGCUAGAUGUGUGACUGCUUCAGGCGUGGAACAGGAGAAGAUCUCGAGUUGGAAUCUCAGAGGUUUCUGCAACCGCUCUUGGCCUGUCACGAGGAACCUGUCAGUCAAGCACUCAACGUGA